Messenger RNA from Peronospora matthiolae, 366 nucleotides. The record is from the annotation of a GenBank genome assembly. NCBI's taxonomy places the organism in Eukaryota, Oomycota, Peronosporomycetes, Peronosporales, Peronosporaceae.
AUGGGAGAGGUAUCAAAGGACGACGACGACGACGACGACCGAAAGACGGAAGAAAAAAAACGAGCUCACAAGCGAGCGCCUAUCUCGACAUCCACUGCCGUGUGGCACAAGCUCGAGCGAAAGACAGUUAUACUACCCACGCCGGCUUUUCGUCGAUUUCGUCAGCAGCAGGGCGUCAACCACCGUCGGAACGCUCGCGAAUUCGACUACGUCUCUGGAUGUUCUGGCUCACGUGGGAUGUAUCUUUUGCCGUACGCUCAAGUCCUUUCUCAACGACAGCGGCUCAAGGAGGAAGAAAUGCUCAUCCGUUACAUCACAUUCAACUGCGUCCUCAAGGACACGGAGGUGGACAAAAGUCGCUCUUGA